UCAAUGGAAGGUAGCCUUCUUCCAUUAGUAGAAGGUAGCCAUGUUGUUGUAUUGGCGUUCGGGAUAUAGUUUUGUGUAACUCUAUUUUCUUCAGUUAUGAUAUGCUAGUGCAUUUAGUGAUCAUAUAUUAAUGUUUGAGUGUAUGUUUACUUGUGAAUUGUUUUGAGUUGUUGUGAUGAAUUGAUAUUGUGAAAAUGACAGCGCAGACAGAUAUACCGCCGGUCCCUGCGACCAAAGUGGUACAAAUAACAAACAUUGCACCACAAGCAACCAAGGAUCAAAUGCAAACAUUAUUUGGAUUUCUGGGUAAAAUAGAAGAUAUUAGAUUGUAUCCUACUAUACGGGAUGUCUCUGUACCUGUCCAGUCAAGAAUUUGCUAUGUUAAGUUUUUUGAUACAUCUUGUGUUGGUGUUGCUCAGCACAUGACAAAUACUGUUUUCAUUGACAGAGCUCUUAUAGUCACUCCUUAUGUAUCAUCUACAAAUGAAAUUCCUGAUGAAUAUAGAGCACUUGAAAUAGCUGCCCAAGCUAAUAUAGUUCCAGGUCUUUAUGGCAACAAUUCUAAAUUGCCUCCUCAUGUUACAAAUCAAAUUGAAGGAGUUCAACCCAAUCAGGUUAUUACUACUCAUGAUCCAGUUCUUAUUUCUAAUGGACUUCCUCCUUAUCCACCACUUCCUAUUAAUUAUGAUUCCGUUAGAAUUGAAGAAAUCCGUAGGACCCUUGUAGCCUCUAAUUUAGACCCAUCUAUUUCAGCACAACAGCUAAUUGACUUUUUUGGCACAGCUGGAGAUGUUAAAUAUGUUCGGUUUUGCACAAGGGACAGUGAUCUAAAUAAGUAUGCUCUUAUUGAGUUCUCUGAACAGAGCAGUAUUAUUAAUGCUUUAAAAAUUAAUGGUGCUGAACUGUUAGGCCGACCGGUGCAUAUAUCUCAUUCUACUAUCAACAUUGAUAAACCACAGGCUAAAAGUAAUGAAGCUGCUCAAAGGGAGAUAGAAGAAGCCAUGACAAGAGUUAAAGAAGCUCAGAAUUUGAUAUCUGCUGCAAUUGAUCCAGUAAUUGGAAUUCUUUCAAAGGAAAAGAAAAGGGGAAGAAGUCGUUCACGUUCAAGAAGAAGAUCUAGGUCUAGAUCUCGGGGUAGAAGAAGAAGAUCAAGAUCUAGAUCAAGAGGGAGACGUCGCAGGUCAAGGUCAAGGAAAAGAUCAAGAUCUCGUUCACGGAGACGUUCACGCUCACGUGAUAGAAGGAAGAGAUCCAGAGAAAGAAGGAGAACAAAGUCAAGAUCUAGAUCUAAAAGUAGAGGGAGAUCUAGAAAAUCUAGAUCAAGGUCUAAAUCUAAGAAAAGUGAAAAGACUAAAUCAAGCAGGCAUAGAGAAGAGAAAAAAGAUAAGGAAAGAAGCAAAGAAUCGACACCAAGAGAGAAAGACGUAUCUAAUUCUGACAAACAUAAAGAAUCUAAUGAUAAAGAAAUUAUCAGAUCUCCUGAAAAAAGUCCCAGAAUUAGAAGUCCUAGCCGUGACAAAAGUAGGUCUGUUUCUCGGAAAAAGAGCCAUUCUCCAUCUCACAAAGGAAGUCGUUCACCUUCCAGAAAGAAAAGUCGUUCUCCUUCACGAAAAAAGAGUAGAUCUCCUUCAAGAAGAAAGAGUCGAUCAGUUUCAAGGAAAAAAAGUAGGUCACCAUCAAGGAAAAAGAGUCGUUCACCUUCUAGAAAGAAAAGUCGUUCAGUUUCUAGGAAAAAGAGUCGUUCGCCUUCUAGAAAGAAAAGCAGAUCUCCAUCAAGAAAGAAGAGUCGUUCUCUAUCCCGUAGAAAGAGUAGAUCUCCAUCUAGAAGAAAGAGUAGGUCACCUAGGCGAAGGACAAGAUCCCCUCGAAGGAGAUCACGAUCGAGAAGCCGUAGAAAAAGUAGGACUCCUAUUAGGCGUAGAACAAGAUCUCCUAGAAAAAGUCGGUCACCUAGAAGAAAAAGGAGUAGGACACCUCGUAGGAAACGAAGUAGGAGUCCAAAAUGGAGAAGCCGGUCUCCAUCCUCACCACCACGCAGAAGAUCUUCGAAAUCUCCUUCCUAAGACUAAAAUUUCAUUGAUUUUUUUUCUUUCUUUUUUUUAAAUAUUUAUAAAUUGUGAAGAAUUUGUUACUCUUCUUACCAUCAAAUUGUGUUUAAAAUAAUGAUUAAUGAAUAUGUUGAUAAAACUAUUAUUUUAUUUGUGUUUUCUGAAAAUUAGAAGUGGAAACAUAAAUCAGUUUUAUUUGUUGUUUUAAAUUCAAUUAUUUUAUUAAAAUAACAAUGUAUAUUCAUCUAUUUCAUUUAUGUACACACAUUUAUAUUUGUGUAUAUUACAAAUUUAUUAUAAGUGAAAUUUACCACUUUGUCUGAUAUUCGUUUAUUUUUUUAACUUACUGAUCAUGAACCUUCUCCUAAAACCUAACUCAGAUCGUUCCCUUUUUUCUGAGCUAACCAGAUUUAUGUUGAAGUUUUUUUAAUAUAAUCCAGAUUUUUAAUAAAGUAAUGAAAACAAUCCUCUGGAUUAUCAUUUGUUUUGUUAGUUAAUAGCUCUUAUCAAUAAAAUUGUAGUUCUACCAUGUUUAGUUGACAUCCUAAGGGAAAAUUCAUGCUGUACUUAAAUAAAACUAACAUAUUUUUUUGCUCAAUCCUCGAGAUUAUUAACAAAAUAUUUACUUGUACUGUAUUUAGAUGAUAACGAUAUUCAAUAUAAAUAUACAUAUGUGAAUAUUUUGUAAUACGGGAAGAACAAAAUGUGGGUUUCUUAGUACCACAUGAGUAGCUCAAUUAAUAUUUUUAGCAGCAUAACUUCAUUUGUUCUAUCAGUUUCAAGAAAAGUUUUAUGUUCUAUGGAAGCACCAAUUUAACAUUUAUUAUUAUAUUUAAUUUCAAAAAGCUUCCAAUUGAAGUUUAUUAUUAUUGAAGAUUAUUCAGCGCCAACCCACAAACUCGAGCUAAUUAUAGGUGAAACUUUGUCCAUACUUUUUAUUGGUUGAAUAUUUAAAGAGUUAAUACAUGUACUUCCCAUUUUAAGAAUGUUGGUUUCAGCACUGGUUUUGGUGUAAUCUGAUAUGUUAUUUCUAUAAAUUACAUGGUAUGUAAGAACAAGGUGUAUGUUAGAGGAUUAAUUACCAAGGCCAGUUUGAUUUGAUGUUAACAGCCAAGGCUAGUUAAGAGUAAAACUAGUAUUAUAUUUGUAAAAGUUUACGUUUUAAGAAAACCAGUUUAAUAUUUUAUAUUUAUAAAGUUUUUAAAAAUUGUUAUGUAACCUGAGAAAUUCAGAUUUGUGGAUGCAUAGCAAAAAUUAUGGAUUUAGAAAUAGAAUUGGAUUCAUUUAAAUUUAAAUAGUUCAGUUGCUAAAUUUGAUUGAAGAGUCAGAAUCGUAAUUGAAAAUAAAAGAAAGAGAUGCUGGUCAUUAAUAAGAAAUUGUGGAAACUAAAUUACUUUUUUUAUUAUUAUUUACAACUGUAUUAAAGAAAUACAUUUAGUAAAUUUGAACAUAUGGAUAUAAUGACAUGAAAACAUUUGUUGUGUAACUACCCAAUGGUAGCACUCUAAUUUUACUUAAUUGACAGAACGAACAAGAUACACUAAUAUUAUAGUAUAGUUAACAGUGUAUUGAUUUUGUUAAUAGAAAUUUGUUUUUCAUGACAAUUUCCUAUUUUAAUUUCUUGCAUGAAAACAUUUCCUUUUGUUCCCUCUGUCGGUAUAGCCUAUGCCAGUCUGAUUUUCUUUUAGUCUAUGAAUUAAUUUGAGAUAAUUCAAUUCCAUCAGCAAAGCUUUACAUAAACCUAUUACAUGUUGGUUGUGUGUUUGUACUUCCCUAGUAUUCCUCCUUUUCUAUUAACCACAGGUGACUUAUUAUAGAAUAUAAAGAACUUGCAUCCUUUUGUUUUAAGCUUUCUUGUAGUGUCUGACAUAAACUGGCAGUAGAGUAGUGUCUUCAAGUUUAUCACAAAAGAUAGCAAUAGUUUCAUUCCAAAGUUUUGAAGUUUUAGGUCCUACAUAUCAGAUUAUUAUUUGAAAGAAUUGUCCCUGGGAAGAUACUUUUUUUUCAGAAUAAUUGCUAUCAAAUGAAAAAUUUAAAUGUGUGAACGAAACCAAAAUUUAUUCCAGACAAGCAAUGUCUAAAUUGGAGGAGAAGGUAAGAAUAUGGAACAGGAGAAACAUUUUUGCCCUAGAGUUAAAAACCUAGGGGGCUUAGUGAGAUGAUGUACAAAAAUAUUGAAAUAUAAAAUUUUAAGGAAUUUACAUUGUCAUUAAUAAAAUAACAGGAAGAGAUUUUGUUAAAAAUAAAUGAAAAUGUGUUCAUUUAAAAGAUACUUCCUUAACUUAUACUUUGUACAAAUUACAAGUCAGAACAUUUAAGAAACCUUCACAAGCACUUGUGCAAUGUUCUAAUGUUUUAUGGAAAGCCUUUUCUCCUUUUGUAUAAUAUGGAUCCUUGAUUAUAAGCUCACCAGAUGGAUCAAAUGAGCCCAAAAGAUGCAGUUUUGCUUUUGAAUUUGGUGGUGCAAGGCGUUUCAAAUCUGACAUGUUUUCUUCAUCCAUACCAAGAAUGAAUUCAAAUUUAUGAAAAUCAGAUUCCUCUAUCUGUCUUGCUCUGUGAUUUAUUUCAAUAUUGUUACGUUCCAGAACAGAAAUGGCUCGAGAAUCAGGCUUAGAGCCAAUAUGCCAAGAUCCAAUAGCUGCACUAUCAACUAGCCACUUGUCAAAAAUACCCUUUUCUUUGAGCAGUUUUCGAAAUACUGCUUCAGCAACUGGUGAACGACAAAUGUUUCCAAGACAGAUAAAAAGUACACUUCUAUCAAAAUUAGCUGCCAUCUAUAAAAU
This is a messenger RNA of Nezara viridula (southern green stink bug), 4831 nucleotides long. The record is from the annotation of a GenBank genome assembly. NCBI's taxonomy places the organism in Eukaryota, Metazoa, Arthropoda, Insecta, Hemiptera, Pentatomidae.